Molecule: messenger RNA, 1248 nt
Organism: Aureobasidium namibiae CBS 147.97
Lineage: Eukaryota; Fungi; Ascomycota; Dothideomycetes; Dothideales; Saccotheciaceae
Product: alkaline serine protease
Exons: 3
Coding region: 1-1248 (415 amino acids)
Biological process (GO): proteolysis
Molecular function (GO): serine-type endopeptidase activity
Source: RefSeq, a predicted model, not a curated record
AUGUGGAAGAAGAGUGUUGCCGUCCUCAGCGCUAUUGCCGGUUUGGCAAUGGCUGCUCCUGUCCCUCAAGACGCUGUCGCCGCUCCUGCUACUACCAAAUACAUCAUCACCCUCAAGCCUGGCAUUGAUCCUGAAAUCGGCAUCUCGCACAUCAACUACGCUAGUGAUCUCCACCGUCGUGGUAUCUACCGCCGUCAGGAGAAUGGUACCGUCGAGGAAGAUCUGAAGGUCAUCAAGGUUGCAGACUUCAAUGCUUAUGCUGGUUCUUUCGAUGAGGAGACUAUUGCUGAGCUCAGAGCUAGCGACGAGGUCGCCGCUAUCGAGGAGGAUCUUCCUAUCUACAUGAGUGCCAUCACCUCUCAGACCGGCAGCACUUGGGGCCUUGGCCGUAUCUCGCAGCGCAACUACGCCGCCAACACUUACUACUACGACACCACCGCUGGCGCUGGUACUUACGGCUAUGUCAUUGACUCUGGCAUCAACAUCAACCACAGAGAGUUCGAGGGCCGCGCUUCUCUUGGCUCGAACUUUGUUGGUGGUUCUCACAUUGACGAUGCUGGUCACGGUACUCACGUCGCUGGUACUAUCGGUGGUGCUACUUACGGUGUCGCCAAGAAGGCUAACCUCAUCUCCGUCAAGGUCUUUGGUUCUUCCGGAUCCAGUGCCACUUCCACCAUCAUGAAGGGCUUCGAGUGGGCUGCCAACGAUAUCAUCAACAAGGGUCGUGCUGGCAAAGCCGUCAUCAACAUGUCUCUUGGAUCUGAAGACUCAGUCUCUACCUCCUUCAACAACCUUGUCAACGCCGCUACUCAGCAAGGUGUUCUGUCCGUUGUCGCUGCCGGAAACGGUGUCAGCGACCCUCAAACCGGCGCCUUUGUCGAAGCCAUUGACGCCUCUCGCACCUCGCCCGCCUCGGCCUCUUCCGCCAUCACUGUCGGCGCCAUCGGCAGCAACAACGCCCGCGCCUACUUCUCCAACUUCGGCAGCACUGUUGAUGUCUUCGCCCCUGGUCUCAACGUCCUUUCUGCCUGGAUUGGCUCUACCACCGCCACCAACACCAUCUCUGGCACUUCCAUGGCUUGCCCUCACGUCGUUGGUCUUGCUCUUUACCUCAAGGGUCUCGAGUCUGGUCUUACCAGCCCUUCUGCUAUCACUAGCAGAAUUAUUGCUUUGUCUACUACUGGUCAGGGUACUGACCUCAAGAGCGGCAGCCCCAACCGUAUUGUUUACAACAACAGCGGUCGUUAG